GAAAUUGGAAUAAUGGAGCGAGUGGUGGAUAGGACAAGCACAAGUUUGUGGUGGUGAAUGUAAUAUGGCUAAUCGGCUAUGGCUUCCGCCUUGUCGUGUCAUUUUCUCAUCAGCGAAACUCUUCCGCCAUCGCAACUGCUCUCAAUUCUUCACCUUACAGGGCUCUCGCUGAAGAUUUUCUCAAGGUAAAUCAAGUUGAAUCUGAAGGAAGAAGGAAUUGGGGAUUACGUCUAUGAAUACAUUUCAAUAGAGUGCUAGCAAAUAGUUUAUGCACAUCUAAAGUGGAAUUGUGAAGGGUAUCCAAGUUAGAACUAUUCAAAAUGUCAUGGUCUAUACAUUCUGCACUACAUAAACAUCGAAUCAUCUUAACUUGUGCAAAAUUCAAAAAUGGGAAAACAGAAUUCAAGAAUCCUUCGACUUUUCCCUCUUCUCUUCUACAUACAAGUUCCAUAUUGAAGAAUAAUAGGAAAUUGCCAUUGAUUCAGUAUCAUUAUCAUCAUCCGCUCCGAUGUAUUAUGAGUAAUGGAGAUGAAGAAGAGUUGUCUGAUGAAGAUGAGGAGCUUUGUCCAGUUGAAUGCGUGAGAGAAAUCAAGAAAGAUGAGGAAUUACUCUCAGUUUUAGAAAAAGCAAAAGAAGCUAAUUCAUUAGUUGUGGUUGAUUUCUAUCGAACUUCAUGUGGUAGUUGCAAAUAUAUAGAACAAGGAUUCGCAAAAUUGUGCAGAGGGUUGGGUGAUGAAGAGGCCCCUGUUAUCUUCUUAAAACAUAAUGUGAUUGAUGAAUACGAUGAACAAUCAGAUAUAGCAGAAAGACUUCGAAUUAAGGCAGUGCCUCUGUUUCAUUUUUAUAAAAAUGGAAUAUUAUUGGAAGCUUUUGCAACGAGAGAUAAGGAGCGGAUUAAAGGGGCUAUAGAGAAAUAUACAGCACCUGCUUCUUCUACUCCUGCUGCUGCUGCUCAAAAUUCGUAAACCAUAACAUAUUAUUAUUAUCAUAAUUAAUUCAUUUUGGUCAUUUUAUUUUAUAUAUUCUUAUUUUGUGGAAGAUGUGGUCUACAAAGAUAAGAAUGAAAAUUCGAAUUAAUGAUUGUAUAAAGGAAUAAAAUCAUGUUAUGUCUAUGAGGAAAGGUAAAGUAUCAACAGUUUUUCGAUUU
Molecule: messenger RNA, 1147 nt
Organism: Lactuca sativa (garden lettuce)
Lineage: Eukaryota; Viridiplantae; Streptophyta; Magnoliopsida; Asterales; Asteraceae
Product: Thioredoxin superfamily protein
Cellular component (GO): chloroplast
Source: RefSeq, a predicted model, not a curated record